Molecule: messenger RNA, 1431 nt
Organism: Gymnogyps californianus (California condor)
Lineage: Eukaryota; Metazoa; Chordata; Aves; Accipitriformes; Cathartidae
Gene: NR1H4
Product: nuclear receptor subfamily 1 group H member 4
Biological process (GO): bile acid signaling pathway; negative regulation of inflammatory response; negative regulation of transcription by RNA polymerase II
Molecular function (GO): RNA polymerase II cis-regulatory region sequence-specific DNA binding; nuclear receptor activity; zinc ion binding
Source: RefSeq, a predicted model, not a curated record
AUGGGAUCUGAAAUGAAUUUAAUAGGACAUCACCAGCUAGCCACUGCUGAUGGAUUUUCUCUUGCUGAAGGUCCUCACUUGUUUGGUGUCCUUUCAGAGCCAAUGAGUUCUCCAGUACAAGAGGCAGAUGUGUCACCUUACGCACAGUACAACAGUGUGCCAUUUCCCCAAGUUCAGCCUCAGAUUUCAUCGCCACCUUAUUACUCCAACCUAGGCUUCUACCCUCCGCAGCAUGAGGAAUGGUAUUCCCCCGGGAUGUACGAGCUCAGGAGAAUACCCUCAGAGACCUUUUUCACCAGGGCAGAGAUAAUGGAUAUCCCGGCAGCCAAAAAGCCUAGACUGGGUCACUCCACGGGCAGAGUGAAAGGAGAAGAGCUCUGUGUGGUCUGUGGUGACAAAGCUUCUGGGUACCACUACAAUGCUCUUACUUGUGAAGGAUGCAAAGGGUUCUUCAGAAGAAGCAUCACAAAAAACGCAGUAUACAAGUGUAAGAAUGGAGGCAACUGCGAGAUGGACAUGUACAUGAGGAGAAAAUGCCAGGAGUGUCGUCUAAGGAAAUGCAAGCAAAUGGGCAUGUUGGCUGAAUGUAUGUAUACAGGUCUGUUAACAGAAAUACAAUGCAAGUCAAAAAGGCUACGGAAAAAUGUGAAACAGCCCCCAGAUCAGACAGUUAAUGAAGAUAAUGAAGGCCAUGACAUGAAACAAGUGACAUCUACAACUAAAAUAUACAGGGAGAAAGUAGAAUUCACCCCAGAACAGCAGAACCUUCUUGAUUACAUCAUGGAUUCAUACAGUAAACAACAAAUACCACAGGAGGUGUCAAAAAAACUAUUACACGAGGAAUUCAGUGCUGAAGGAAAUUUUCUGAUUUUAACAGAAAUGGCUACCAGUCAUGUGCAGGUUCUUGUGGAAUUCACUAAAAAACUACCAGGCUUCCAAACCCUUGAUCAUGAAGAUCAGAUUGCUUUGCUGAAGGGCUCAGCAGUAGAAGCCAUGUUCCUCCGUUCAGCUGAGAUCUUUAGUAGGAAACUUCCUACAGGACAUACUGUCCUUUUAGAAGAAAGAAUUCGCAAUAGUGGUAUCUCAGAUGAAUUCAUAACUCCCAUGUUUAAUUUUUAUAAAAGCAUUGGAGAGCUGAAGAUGACACAGGAAGAAUAUGCGCUGCUCACAGCCAUAGUUAUCCUGUCUCCAGAUCGACAGUACAUAAAGGACAGAGAGUCCGUGGAAAGGCUUCAAGAACCCCUGCUGGAUAUUCUACAAAAAUUCUGCAAACUUCACCACCCAGAUAACCCUCAACACUUUGCGUGUCUUCUGGGCCGUCUCACAGAAUUACGGACAUUUAACCAUCAUCACGCAGAGAUGCUGAUGUCAUGGAGAGUGAAUGAUCACAAAUUCACACCUCUUCUCUGUGAGAUCUGGGAUGUGCAGUGA